UCGUGGCGGCAACACCUGUUGAACGCGCUCUUCGGGCUAAGUAAAUGGUUGGUAGUAGUGAGGUGGUGUCAUAGUGCGCGACUAGAUCCCAGUGACCCCGUCAUCCACAAAAUCGCAAUUUUCUCACCCGGUUAGUGGUUUUUAAAUCAUCAGCUUGGUAUAAAGGCGCCAACAAAGCCCUCACUUAAAGUGUGUGUUUGUGUGCCUGCCCGCCCGCGUGUUUGGGAUUUGGGACAACAAGCAUAUUUUUAGUCUGCUUUAACGAGUGGUUGUGUACAAGUGAUGUAUCUCGACAGGAUGAGAAAAGUUGUGUGAAUAUUUGUGUAGACAAAACACUUGCACUCCACACAAUGCGGUGGUAUAUGUAACAUAUGUCAUUAAAUUUCAUCAUUCAAUCAAAGAAAGUUUAAAGUAACAUUAGGCAUAAAGUGCAGAGAUUUAUCAAACGCCUCUGGCCGUGAACAACUUAAAAUUGUUACAAAAAUAUGACCGAACACCAGGAGCAAAAACAGCUUGGAGAUGUAUCCAGCAAAUUGGAUUCAAACGAAUCCCAACAAAAUCACGCUUCAAUUCUUAACCAGACCUUCAACCAACGACGUACAUCCAGCCCCAAUUAUGGCACCACCAGCAGGGGCAUGAUUGCCCUGAUUGUCUAUUUGGCUCUAUUGCUGGACAACAUCCUGCUGACAGUAAUUGUGCCCAUUUUGCCCGAUUAUCUUGCUACCAUAAAUAAUCGUUCACUACUGGCUACGAUGGUAACAACAGGAACUGGGAGAGGAAAAACAACAGUGCCAACAUCAUAUUAUACUCCAUUCAAUGGAAUUGCGGAAGCAAAGGGCGCAAAUGCUAGCGGUGGUCUUGGUAUCCUUGGUGCGGCGGCGACAGCACAACAUAUGGCAUAUCGUAAUCUAGAUGGAACAGGCACGGGCAUAACACAAACACAAUCACAUCUACCCAAGCAACUACAGACACAGUCGCAGCAACAGUAUCCGUAUCCCUAUCAACAGCAGCAGCAGCAUCAAAUCCAGCAGCAUGUUAUGACAAAGCAUCCGAUACCGGGCAAAUCGAUGGUUAAUUUCUCCCUCAUACAUUUGGCAACAGAUGAUAACAGCAAAUUUUUCAUCUCGUCACCUUUAAAUGAGCAUGACGGUGGUUCAACGAAAUGGUUGAAUAAUAGCGACGGGAGUGGCAAAGGGUCUACAGGACACUUCAAAAAUUCGUUAACGUUAUCCAAUGAUAAAAUCACCAGCAAUGGCCAACGUCACCUAAAACCAGUCUACAAUGAUGAGUUACUAGCCAGUGAAAAUGGUUCAAUUGGUAUUCUCUUGGCCAUGAAGGCGUUGGUGCAAUUGAUCUUUAAUCCAAUCGUAGGCAAUUUAUCCACCAAAUAUGGCUAUCGCCUUCCUAUAGUUAUGGGUACAUUUUUUCUGCUAGUCUCUUCGUUGGUGUUUGCAGUUGGCGAGACGUAUGCAACUCUUUUAAUAGCUCGUGCAGUUCAAGGCAUUGGCUCUGCCUGUAUCGGCGUUUGUGGAAUGAGUUUGGUGGCACUGCAUUAUCCUGAAGAAGACCGCCGCUCCAAGGUAAUGGGCAUCAUUUUGGGAAGCAUAGCUUUGGGCGUUCUUUUAGGUUAUCCAUUUGGCGGUAUACUUUAUGAUUUAUUUGGAAAAUCAGCUCCCUUCAUUAUAUUGUCCACUAUAAUAUUCAUCAAUUUGGGCUUGCAAUUGGUUACUAUGGACCUAUCGGUUCAAUCAGAGGUAAUUGUUGAUGUAGACCAACAGAAACCAAAAUGGAAGCCAUUACUGCAAAGUAAAAUGAUAUUGGCAAUUGUCGUCGCAAUUUGGUUUUCCACAUCAACUAUGGCAAUUUUGGAGCCAUGUUUACCCUUGUGGCUGAUGACAUAUUUGAGACCAAACAAAUGGCAGCUGGGCACUGUAUUUAUACCGGACUCCAUUGGCUACUUUGUGGGGACGAAUUUCUUUGGCACAAUAGCAUAUAAACUUGGACAAAUAAAAGUAUCGUGUUUGUCACUUCUUCUCGUUGGAAUUUCGUCUAUCUUAAUACCCACAGCUACCACUGUGGCACAGCUAUUGUUACCACAUUUUGGUUUGGGUCUAGGCAUUGGUAUUAUUGAUGCUGCUUUAGUGCCUCUGUUGGCCACAUUUGUCGAUGCUACUCUAUCAGCGGAUGAUAAUAUGGAUCCAACUGAUGUCAGGUCUCGACACUCGAUGAGCAGCUAUGGCAGUGUUUAUGCCAUACAACAAACUUCUGUUAGUUUGGCCUACUGUUUGGCACCACUUAUCGGAGGUGAAUUGGCUCAACUUUUUGGCUUUGCCUGGCUCAUGCGUAUUGUGGGAGUGUUCAACAUCAUCUAUGGGCCUAUUCUCGUGUAUCUCUAUUACAAAUAUGAUCCUAAGAUUUUACGUGAGAAGCAGCAUGAAAUGCUUCUUAGCUCAAGUGGAGGUAGCGGCAGUUAUGGGCGUGGCAGUAAAUAUAAACAACUUUACAAUUCCGUCGAUACUGAAUAAAGUUAGCUGAAUUCUGGUCGCAUGAAACUGGCCUCAAAGUUCAUCCAUAGCAAUACAACCUAACUCCCAUAAAUGUUAAAUUGAUGUAAAAAAAAAAAACAAAUAUGUAAAACCCCCAUUACUCCAAAAACAAACAACAAAAUGCUAAUAAACGAUAAUAAACGUAAAGAUUAAUAACAAUCGUAUUAAAAGAAA
Messenger RNA from Stomoxys calcitrans (stable fly), 2720 nucleotides. It is a transcript of the gene prt, whose product is annotated as synaptic vesicular amine transporter. The transcript is spliced from 8 exons. Bases 486 to 2525 code for a protein of 679 amino acids. Gene Ontology annotation, molecular function: serotonin:sodium:chloride symporter activity. Gene Ontology annotation, cellular component: terminal bouton; synaptic vesicle membrane. Lineage: Eukaryota; Metazoa; Arthropoda; Insecta; Diptera; Muscidae. Gene Ontology annotation, biological process: aminergic neurotransmitter loading into synaptic vesicle; transmembrane transport. The record is from RefSeq and is a predicted model, not a curated record.